Frankliniella occidentalis (western flower thrips) is the source of this 919-nucleotide messenger RNA. Its product is annotated as cuticle protein 8-like. The coding region runs from base 160 to 831 and encodes 223 amino acids. The transcript is spliced from 3 exons. Lineage: Eukaryota; Metazoa; Arthropoda; Insecta; Thysanoptera; Thripidae. Gene Ontology annotation, cellular component: extracellular matrix. The record is from RefSeq and is a predicted model, not a curated record.
CACCAUCAACCUCUCGCACCGAGCGGAGCGGAAACAGUUGGGAUUGGGGAAAAACGUGGAGGACACAGUGUACCAGAGUGUGGUUUAUGGCGAAGACCCUAUGCGCUGCCGGUGCUCAUCGUUCUUCGAGUUCUUUGACAACGCGUUCCAAAUGAUCAAAUGCUGGUUAGCCUGGUCGCCCUGGCGGUCGCCAAGGCGUACCCCACGGAGUACGGCCACCACAGUCCUGCCACGUCGUACGCGUCCGUCAGCGUGCCAGUACACAUCACGCACACGCCGUCUUACUCGCACGCUCCGUCCUACUCGCACGCCCCGUCCUACUCGCAUGCGCCGUCCUAUUCGCCUGCUCCUUCCUACUCGCAUGCGCCGUCCUACUCGCAUGCCCCGUCGUACGCCCCAGCUCCGUCCUACUCCCCUGCGCCAUCCUACUCCCAUGCCCCAGCGUACGCGCCCUCCUACCACAAGCCGGAGCCCUCGGCGCACCCCAAGUACCAGUACAAGUACGGCGUGCACGACGGUCACACCGGUGACGUCAAGAGCGCCUCCGAGCACCGCGACGGCGGCUCGGUGAAGGGCGAGUACUCUCUGCUGCAACCCGACGGCACCACCCGGACGGUGCACUACACGGCCGACGACUACAGCGGCUUCAACGCCGUCGUCUCCGUCAGCGGCCACGCCUACCACCCGGAGACCCCCAAGUACUCGGCGCCCGCCUACCACGCCCCGGCACCAUCCUACCACCAGCCGUCGUACCACCAGCCGUCCUACUCCCCGGCGCCGUCGUACCCCAGCCACGGUGCGUCGUCCUACUCAUCCUCGGGCCACUACUGAUCGCGGCCGAGUCCAGCACACCACUGCCACCGCUCAUCCAUCCACACUCCCACACCUCGCCCGACAAUAAAAAAAACUGACCCUCUAA